AUGGGGGACUACCAGCCAGAAGCAUAUGGCGCCUUUGUCGUCUGUCGCGAGACCAGUCUCCUGCCCAAACGCGUUUUUGACAUCUUAUCCCACUGCCAUGGCUUGAUGCGAGUCGAUCUCGCCCCAAACCACGCUCUGGACACUUCUCUGGAGUUUACUUCGAUUUCACAUUCACAAGCUGCCUUGAGAGCCAAGCUACCGGGGAGUAAAACAGCCUAUGUCAAGUUUGCCGAUGCUUCAAGCGCAGAGCAAGCUAUUGAUAAGGUCAAUGGAUUUCUGAUUUGUGAACAUCAAUUGGAGCUUUCAAUCACGGCCCCAAUAGAUCUGGACCAAAUAUCUGGAAGUAGGACGAACAGCUGGGACCAUACAGACCAGACUAGAUGGGGACGAGGCAACAAUGCUCUAGUUGCAUCAAUGCUGAAAUUACUGUCUACGAAACAAAUCUACGAUUCAGAGCAUAUAAGCCCUAACAAGCUUGACGACUUCAAGAUUCUUGACGAUGAUGAGUAUGAAGUGUCAAUUAGCUACCAUCAAUUAUUGCAAGCUCGAAUAGCAGUAAGGUUACCUCAGGAUCUGGACAUCUCCAAGUCCACCGUCUCCGAACAUAACCUCCAAAACCUCCUCAUCGACUUCAGAGCCUUCGCUACUCGAGUCGAGAAUAUGCGCUUUCUCCGGAAAGCUCUGCAGCAUGUGAUUGAACUACCUCCUAGGUUGGAUGAGGUGUCCACGAAGAAUCUGUUCAUGGUUGGAGAUUAUUUGGCAGAGACAAAUGGAUUAACCGAACUGCCGGUGGUCUUUCAAGAACGGAUGCAUCGUUGCCUCCAUGAUGAUCUUGAGAAGCUGUAUGCUGCAGAGGUUGAGGUCGAUUUGCAGUGGGAGGAUAUUUAUGAUGAGGCAAUUAUGAGGGAGGAAGAUGCUACUUGA
Molecule: messenger RNA, 924 nt
Organism: Cadophora gregata
Lineage: Eukaryota; Fungi; Ascomycota; Leotiomycetes; Helotiales; Ploettnerulaceae
Exons: 4
Coding region: 1-924 (307 amino acids)
Molecular function (GO): nucleic acid binding
Source: RefSeq, a predicted model, not a curated record